Molecule: messenger RNA, 2989 nt
Organism: Saimiri boliviensis boliviensis (Bolivian squirrel monkey)
Lineage: Eukaryota; Metazoa; Chordata; Mammalia; Primates; Cebidae
Source: RefSeq, a predicted model, not a curated record
AUAGUAUGGGGAGGCACUCCUGGUGCUCCCCCGCCCAGCAGGUUGGUGCAUGGGGUGGGGCCGGGGGCACUGGAGUGAGACAGCCCAGUCGUGGACAGAGAGGCCUAUGGAGAGGGCCCCGGGGAGGGAGGAGGCGGCGGGGCCCAAGUUCGCCCAGGACAUCUGGCACCAGUGACCUUGUGGGGAAAGGAGCCAAGAACAGAGCCUCAUCCGGGGUCCUGGGACCCCCUGCUUGAGAGACACAGGAGCCCUGGCCCUGCGUUGUGGACACAAGCGCCCAUCCUCAAGGUCUUGAGAACUCCUGAACUUUCAAAGCCCCAGCACUGAGGGUCCACCCUCAGACUCCCUCCUUCCCUCUCUGAGGAAGAGGCAGCAGGAGCCACAGCUUCCUCCUCCCCCUCCCUGCCGCCUCGGCUGAGCCCGGCCUGAGCUGCCGGCAGGUUGUCUUGGCAACGGGAGGCGGAGAGGAGAUGCGCCGAGGGAUGGAGGUGGAUGUCACCGAGGAGGCUGCUGCGCUCCUGCCCCACGCCCUGGGCCCUUGAAGCGGCUGGCCUCCAGCCUCGCUGGACCCUGCUGCCCGUGUGGCCUGGAGCCAGAGGCCCCAGACUCCCAGCUGCUGUUCUACAGAUGCCAUCAGCGAGCAGGACUCUGGGUGGCCCCACUGUCUAAGGGCUCUGCGAGUGACCCGGCCGGCGAGCUCCGCGCUGCAUGGAACGGCUGCAGAAGCAACCACUUACCUCCCCCGGGAGCGUGAGCUCCUCCCGAGACUCCAAUGUGCCUGGCCCUCCCUCCAGCAUCGUGGCCAAGAUGGACAAUCAGGUGCUAGGCUACAAGGACCUGGCUGCCAUCCCCAAGGACAAGGCCAUCCUGGACAUCGAGCGGCCCGACCUCAUGAUCUAUGAGCCCCACUUCACGUAUUCCCUCCUGGAACACGUGGAGCUGCCCCGCAGCCGGGAGCGCUCUCUGUCACCCAAAUCCACAUCCCCCCCACCAUCCCCGGAGGUGUGGGCAGACAGCCGGUCACCUGGAAUCAUCUCUCAGGCUGCGGCCCCCAGAACCACUGGAACCCCCCGGACCAGCCUGCCCCAUUUCCACCACCCUGAGACCACCCGCCCAGAUUCCAACAUCUACAAGAAGCCACCCAUCUAUAAGCAGAGAGAGUCUGUGGGAGGCAGCCCUCAGACCAAGCACCUCAUCGAGGAUCUCAUCAUUGAGUCAUCCAAGUUCCCUGCAGCCCAGCCCCCGGACCCCAACCAGCCAGCCAAGAUCGAAACUGACUACUGGCCCUGUCCCCCGUCUCUGGCUGUCGUGGAGACAGAAUGGAGGAAGCGGAAGGCAUCUCGGAGGGGAGCAGAGGAAGAGGAGGAGGAGGAAGAUGACGACUCUGGAGAGGAGAUGAAGGCUCUCAGGGAACGUCAGAAAGAGGAACUCAGUAAGGUUACUUCCAACCUGGGAAAGAUGAUCUUGAAAGAAGAGAUGGAAAAGUCAUUGCCUAUCCGAAGGAAAACCCGCUCCCUGCCUGACCGGACACCCUUCCAUACCUCCUUGCACCAGGGAACGUCUAAAUCUUCCUCUCUCCCCGCCUAUGGCAGGACCACCCUGAGCCGGCUACAGUCCACAGAAUUCAGCCCAUCGGGGAGUGAAACUGGAAGCCCAGGCCUGCAGAACGGAGAGGGCCAGAGGGGGAGGAUGGACCGGGGGAACUCCCUGCCCUGUGUGCUGGAGCAGAAGAUCUAUCCCUAUGAAAUGCUAAUGGUGACCAACAAGGGGCGAACCAAGCUGCCACCGGGUGUGGAUCGGAUGCGGCUGGAGAGGCAUCUGUCUGCAGAGGACUUCUCAAGGGUGUUUGCCAUGUCCCCUGAAGAGUUUGGCAAGCUGGCUCUGUGGAAGCGGAAUGAGCUCAAGAAGAAGGCCUCUCUCUUCUGAUAGCCCUCACCUGCUCCGGGACGGCCCCUCCCCCCUGCUGCUUCAGGGUUCUUCCCUGAGGGAUGGGAGGGGCAGGAGGUGGGAUGGAAGUAGGGUGGCCUCCUGUCCUCAGGUAGAGCGGGGGCCGAGGCCUCUGUGGUCCUGGGCAGUGAACACGGACUUUCUUCCCUUCAUGCCUGGGAGCCUCUUGCUCUCCUCCCUGGCCCUCCCUGCACAGGGCAAAGCAAGCCUGGGCUCCAGGACACAGAGGUUCUAUUUGUGCCCCCUUCCUGACCCUCACUCCACAUGAAGGACCCCCAGCAGAGGGUGAGGAGGGAUGAGGGGCAUUGGUGGUCAGGUCUGUCUUGAACAGCUGGAGGGAAGACGUAGGGGUGGGAAGCAGUCAGGCAGAAAGAGUUCCAGGUUCUGGUGUUGCCCACCCAGCCGUCCCGUGCUCACUCGUGACACCUUUCCUGCACUGUAGCCUCUUGCUCCUCCGACUCUAGUGGGAACAGGCCCUAGCUCAGCCUCCGGCAGGGAGGUUACCCCGACUCCUUCAGCUUGCCCUGACCUCCUAUUGUAAUCCCUGAGCUUCGAAGCCUCUUGCCCCAGCCCUGUGGCUUCCCCAGAAGCCUCAGCUUAGGGUGGAGAAGCCGUCUACACACAACCCUGGCUCUCCACCUGCCUCUGGGCCAUGCAAUGGAAAUUCCAGCAGCAAGCCAGGCACUGGGCUGAAGCUGGGCCUUCCGCCUCCCUUGGAUGGGGUCCAGAGGCCAGGCCUGGCACAUUUUGGAGUGUUCUGGCUACCAGCUGUCACCCACACCCAUGCAUCCCCACACUAUGCUCUCUUAAGAAUGUAAUUUAUUGGGGCCCCCCCAGCUGCUUUCUUCACCUGCCCCUGCCCUACCUGACACCCCCAGCUUGACUUCUCUCCAGUCCACAUGUGUAUAUAAUGAUAUCUAUAUUUUUGCCUAGGUCUGGGUAUUGCUCUUGUCCAGACCCUGGCAUCCCUUUCCACUGUGUGUGUGACCAUGCUGGGGGAGGGGGACUCUGCUUGGAAUUAAAAGGUUGCAUUGGGUCCCUA